Molecule: messenger RNA, 1911 nt
Organism: Humulus lupulus (European hop)
Lineage: Eukaryota; Viridiplantae; Streptophyta; Magnoliopsida; Rosales; Cannabaceae
Exons: 2
Coding region: 1-1911 (636 amino acids)
Source: RefSeq, a predicted model, not a curated record
AUGAGGAAAAGAAGAUUGGAAAACAGAAUCACAUCUUUCACUGUUGGUGACAAAAUUGAAGAUGAUUAUUCAAAAGUAGUUGAGCACUUUCUCACUCAUUUUAAGAAUUUUAUGGGGAGGAGAAGUUCGGCUACCGAGGAGAUUGACAUAGAUUGUUUGAACCAGGGUAGUAGAUUGUCUUUGGAGCAGCAAGUCAGGUUAUUAAGGCCUUUUAGUAAGAGUGAUGUUAAGAAGGCACUUUUCAGCAUUCACUCUUCUAAAAGUCCUGGGUUAGAUGGCUUUGGAUCAGGUUUUUUCAAGGGGUUAUGGGAUAACAUUGGAGAUGACAUAUCUCAGUCUGUGUUAGAGUUUUUCCAGGAUGGACUUUUGCCAAAGUUGCUGAAUGAAACAGUGAUUUCCCUCAUUCCUAAGGUUGUAGACCCGAAAAAAGCUAGUGAUUACAGGCCUAUUGCCUGUAGUAAUACACUUUAUAAGUGUAUCUCGAAGAUGCUCUGUACAAGGCUUUCGGAAGUGCUUCCCUUCCUUGUUCAUAGCAACCAAGGGGCCUUCAUAAAGAAUAGAACUCUUGCUCAUAAUAUUAUGAUCUUCCAGGAUCUCCUCAAAGGUUAUACUAGGAAGAACAUUUCAGCAAGAUAUGACUUGAUAUUAUUCUAUAAAGGAAACAUCAGUUCAGUGACUCGUAUUCAAGAAGCUUUCAAGAAGUUCUGUGAUUCUACAGGUCUUUCUGCCAACAAAUCGAAAUCUCAUAUAUUCUUUGGAGGAGUAAAAGAAGUCAUUAAAGUUAAGAUUCUUGAAUUGAUGCAAAUGGAAGAAGGAUCUUUUCCUUUGAAAUACUUGGGGGUUCAUCUUCGUCCUACUAAAUGGAAAGCUUCAGAUUGUGGGAUGAUCUUGGACAAGCUGAACAAAAAUCUCAAUUGUUGGGCGAGCAAGAAUCUAUCUUUUGCUGGUCGUGCUCAACUAAUUCACUCGGUUUUGCUUGGUAUCAGAAACUUCUGGAUGAGUAUAUUCAUUCUUCCCUUUAAAAUUACAGCUGCCAUAGACAAAAGCUGUCGUGACUUCCUCUGGGGUUCUAAUGGGAAUAGGAGUAAGCUUCAUAUCCCCUCUUGGGAGAAGGUUUGUCUCCCUAAAAAGCUGGGUGGUAUUGGUUUUCGCGAAGGUAAGAAAUGGAACAUGGCUUUGAUGGCGAAGUUUUUAUGGGCGAUCUCUAACAAACAGGACUGCCUUUGGGUUAGAUGGAUUAACUCUAUUUAUCUUAAGGAACAAUCUAUUUGGAAUAUUCCAAUUAAGCAAGAAAUGAGCUGGUAUUUUAAGAAGCUGCUGAGGCUCAAACAAGUUACUGAUGUAGCUUCUUUGGGGCAAGCUGAAAAGGGAGGUAAAUUUCGAGUCAAACAUUUUUACACUUCUCUUGUUACUGCUCAGAAAUUUGUGUAUGCUGGAACUGUGUGGAAUAAACUCCUAGUGCCCAAGAAGGUUUUUAACUGUCAUCUGCUCACCAGAGAUCAUUUGAGACGUUUCAUGCCUAUCCCUUCUGCUCUUUGCCCUGUUUGUGUCUCUGUUAAUGAAACUCACAGCCACCUUUUCAUGGAAUGUAUCUUCUCCAGGAAAUUAUUUGGGGAAAUUAGUAGCUGGCUGGGUGUGUUUCAGUGGUUGAAAUCCUUCAUGGAGCUUCAACAAUGGUGUUUGUCAGCUGUUAGUGAUCUGAAGAACCAAAUUAUUAAUGUUGUUUUAUCUGCAACAAUGUAUUUUGUUUGGAAAAAUCGGAACACAUGUAUCUUUGAAUUUGUUUGUACUUCGGCUAGAAGUAUGAGCUUGGAAAUUAGGAAGGUUGUUAAAUGUAGAGUUUUGGGUCUGGGUCCUCAUAAACUUAGCAAAAGGGACAGGUAUUUGCUCAAUGUUGUAGAGGGUUGGUAG